This is a messenger RNA of Balaenoptera acutorostrata (minke whale), 3753 nucleotides long. It is a transcript of the gene KLHDC2, whose product is annotated as kelch domain containing 2. The transcript has 13 exons. Bases 2404 to 3570 code for a protein of 388 amino acids. The record is from RefSeq and is a predicted model, not a curated record. Gene Ontology annotation, molecular function: protein binding. NCBI's taxonomy places the organism in Eukaryota, Metazoa, Chordata, Mammalia, Artiodactyla, Balaenopteridae.
UCGGGGGCGGCGGGCCGGCGGGAGGACCAGAGUGGCCGACCCGAUCGCCUCCCGCGCCCCAACGUCGCGACUCCGCCCAUUGGUCCCUUGUCCUCCGCGAGUGUGGGAAUCUUCCCACGGGUCUCCCUACCGUCCCAAGCCUCCUGGUCUGUUGUCACGCCCGCCUUCUGCUUACAAAGCCCGCUCCCCGCCCCGCGCUGCUCGCGGCCGCCCAGCGCGCUCUGUUUGACAUCCGAGCGUUAUCUGGGGAGGGCACGGCGGGCGGUGCAGGACCGCGAAACGUGUUUUAUUUAAAAGGGUUGGGGGUGUAUAAGGUAACGGUGUGUGAGAUCACUCUUAUCCUUUAUCAGGUCUACCUAGGAGCACAUUACCCUGUGGAGCCGGGCUCAGGUGGCCCACUGAUACCGUGGCCCACUUAUGGGGAGACGGCAGUGUAGGAAAAUGCCUCGGAAUUCCCAAAGGCCGCAGGAAUCGUCUUAUUGAACCUUCCCGCCUGUUCAGGUGUCCCAGCUACAUCCCAGUGUUAUUGGAACGCUUUAGGGCUAUUUUCCUUUUGGUUUCAGCUGAGAAAGGAUGUUUUUCACAAGAAAUCCCUAUUAAGAAAAUUAAUGGAAAAGCUCUAGAAGUAACCAAAAAAAUCAACAGGAACAACUUUUAACUACAGAGUGCGGCUCUUUGACCCCUACUCGUGAACAAUAUGAUUAGUUACCAGUUUAGAGCAUUUACUUGCAUUUCUUCUCUUUUCCUCUGUCUGGAAAUCCUACCCAAGUGUCUCCUAUUUAAACCUUCUCACUAGUUCUGCCCUUUGCUUUUAGAGGUUCCCAGUAGCACUCCACAUUCUAGAAUCGUCUUAUUUUCAUUUGCUGGGGUGGUUCUGAUCUAUUCCUACCGAAAAUAUUCUUUUUAGUCUCUUUUGGUUUUAAAAAUGAUCUCCCCCCAUCCCCAUUUGCUUGAAAUCUAGUCCGCUACACCUGUACCUUCCAUGACUUGGAAGCACUUCUUGAUUCUGGUAGUAGAUUUUAGCUUAUGGUACAAUUGAUCAUAGUUGACCGUCUUUGAGAUGACUCUCAAAAGAUAGAUGGGAUAAAGCUUUCCUGAUUACUUCAUUUGGUUCCUUUUUGCCAAUCCUAAUUAAUCUGGAACGUUUCCCCCAGCCUCCAAUGAAUGUGUUCAGAGGAGAGUAUUUGGUAGGAGGAAGGUGGCCAGUAUGUGGUGACCUUAAUUAAAACGUAAGUAAUUCCCUUGGAGAAAAGUAAACCUGUUAGUCUUCAGCCUAAACUACUUUAUUCGUAAUUCUAUUUGUAAAACUCAGCAGUGUUGAGGGAAUGGGACUUUUCACAAAGAAGGAAGGUGGGCAGAAGGAGGGUUGUCAGGGUGGAAGAUUUCUGAAGCUGAUUUGUGGAGGGCCUGGAUGCCUAGGGCUGAGGCCAGGUGGAGAAGCAUGAUCAAUGAAGUAAGUUGGUGGUUCCAAAACAGGCCAUCCUCCCCAUUUUGGCUAGAACCCUAAGAGUACCACAAACAGGCAGCCCUUGGAGAUUGUUUUGAUGGCAAUAAACCUUAGCUUCCUACACAGAAGUCAGUUUUCCUCCUCCCACCAGCCUGAUGUAUUCCAGGUCAGCCUGCUAUCUUGCUUCCAGCCUUUCCUUUCCUAAGUGGUGGAGUGGAAAGAGAAAUGUUUACAUGGCCAGCUGUUCUAUUCUCUGUAAUACUCAAGCUUGUAAGACUCUGACACCCAUUUCAGUGAACUGCAACAGUUUACUGUAUAUCGACAUUGUUCAGAAAGUGGCCAGGGUGGUUCAAAGGCUGGAGAGCUCAGGCAGUGGCUGAAGCUGGAAAUGCAGGGAAAGGAGGCGGGAAUUCUGGUUCCACCAUUCCUUGCUAAGCAGCCUUGGGCAAAUUACCUUCCUCUCUGAAAAACCUGUGCCAGCUAUUUGUUACGGUGGUUGUGACGAUUAAAUAAAGCACUCCAUGGACAGCACUUAGCUAGUUCUGGCAUAUGGUAAGCUCAGUCUGUUACCUGAAGGGAACUGGAUCAGAACAAGGAACAAAAUUUUGCACAAGGACUUAAUAUUUUCAGUUCUGCCCUCUCUGCUUCUUGGUGGAGAAUGGAUGGGUGAAAGGGGAGAAUGGCUAGAAUACUCUACAUCACCUGUUAGUGAUCAGGUACUUUUUUUUUUUUUCUAAUUUAUCUAUUUUAUUUAUUUAUUUUUGGCUGCAUUGGGUCUUCGUUGCUGCGCGUGGGCUUUCUCUAGUUGCGGCGAGCGGGCACUACUCUUUGUUACAGUGCACGGGCUUCUCUUGUUGCGGAGCACGGGCUUUAGGCACGCGGGCUUUAGUUGUCGCUCGCGGGCUCUAGAGCGCAGGCUCAGUAGUUGUGGCACACGGGCUUAGCUGCUCCACGGCAUGUGGGAUCUUCCUGGACCAGGGAUCGAACCCAUGUCCCCUGCAUUGGCAGGCGGACUCGUAAAACAACUGCGCCAUGAGGGAAGCCCCAAGGAUCAGAGUAAUCAAGUCAGAGGAUUAUAUGACUUUUAUCUGCCUAGAGAAGAACUCUGGAUCUACAAUAUGGAGACUGGAAGAUGGAAAAAAAUUAACACUGAGGGUGAUGUUCCUCCUUCUAUGUCAGGAAGCUGUGCUGUGUGUGUAGACAGGGUGCUGUACUUGUUUGGAGGACACCAUUCAAGAGGCAAUACGAAUAAGUUCUACAUGCUGGAUUCAAGGUCUACAGACCGAGUAUUACACUGGGAAAGAAUUGACUGCCAAGGAAUUCCUCCAUCAUCAAAGGACAAACUCGGUGUCUGGGUAUAUAAAAACAAGUUAAUAUUUUUUGGAGGGUAUGGAUAUUUACCUGAAGAUAAAGUAUUGGGAACUUUUGAAUUUGAUGAAACAUCUUUUUGGAAUUCAAGUCAUCCAAGAGGAUGGAAUGAUCAUGUACAUAUUUUAGACACUGAAACAUUUGUCUGGAGCCAGCCUAUAACUACUGGUAAAGCACCUUCACCUCGUGCUGCCCAUGCCUGUGCAACUGUUGGAAACAAAGGCUUUGUGUUUGGAGGCAGAUAUCGAGAUGCUAGAAUGAAUGAUCUUCACUAUCUUAAUCUGGAUACAUGGGAGUGGAAUGAAUUAAUUCCACAAGGCAUAUGCCCAGUUGGCCGAUCUUGGCACUCACUAACACCAGUUUCUUCAGAUCAUCUCUUUCUCUUUGGAGGAUUUACCACUGAUAAACAGCCACUAAGUGAUGCUUGGACUUACUGCAUCAGUAAAAACGAAUGGAUACAGUUUAAUCAUCCCUAUACUGAAAAACCAAGAUUAUGGCAUACAGCUUGUGCCAGUGAUGAAGGAGAAGUCAUUGUGUUUGGUGGGUGUGCCAAUAACCUUCUCGUCCAUCACAGGGCUGCACACAGUAAUGAAAUACUUAUAUUUUCAGUUCAACCAAAAUCUCUUGUAAGGCUAAGCUUAGAAGCAGUCAUUUGCUUUAAAGAAAUGUUAGCCAGCUCGUGGAACUGCCUUCCAAAACACUUACUUCACAGUGUUAAUCAGAGGUUCGGUAGUAACAACACUUCUGGAUCUUAAGGCUUCAUAGACAGUGCCUCUGAUCACUUGCAUGGACAGCAAUUCUGUAAACAUCAGAGUGACAUUGUUUAUAUAAUUAUGUGCAUUGUUGUAGUUUGCAGCUUUUUAGUUUUAGUGUGCAUGUGAAUGGCCUAGAGAACCUAUUUUUGUGUCUAAAGUUUACAAUAAAUGUAUUUAACACCA